This is a messenger RNA of Pieris macdunnoughi, 1854 nucleotides long. NCBI's taxonomy places the organism in Eukaryota, Metazoa, Arthropoda, Insecta, Lepidoptera, Pieridae. The record is from the annotation of a GenBank genome assembly.
AUGAGGUCGGGGGAGGGCGAAGGCUCCGAGCUGGCGGAGUUCGGCGCGCGCUGGCCGCCGCCCUACACUGCCUACGGCUGGCGCUCCGCCACGCCGCAGCACCCGCCCGCCCACCAUCUCGCUAGGCAUUCGCGCUCGCAGCAGUGGUUGCAGGACAACCGCCACACGAGCUACGAGGCGGAAGAUGCCCGGGUGCGAGCUAGAGGUGGGGUUUACUAUUCCCCGCCGGGUACCUCAUACACUAUUGUGGAGCGACCAGCCUCCUCCCAUGGGCACCAUCCGGCCUACUCACAUUAUCCAGGGAAGCUUUCCCGUACUCCAUAUGUUGGCUCUACAACGUUAGCGAAUAGUGCCGGUGCAACAAGUUUACGAAAUAGUACCAGUCAUCUAACUGCUACCAAUGGGAAGAAACGGCCGAUAUCGCCAGAGCAAGUGCUAAGGCUGUUCGGCCAAGGUGGUGCUGCUGCGUUGGGAAAGGCGCUGCCACCCUCACAUCCACCAGCACCACUACCAGUUCCUUUACCAGCACCUCUGCCGACACGGCGGCAUUCACCAGCAAGUAGUCCAAGCAGUACAACGCAUCACGCUAUCUAUCGUGGGGCUGAAAGAGAAAGGCCGUACUCGUCGGGAGGUGCGCCUGCACCGCCGGCGGAGCCUGCCACCCGGACUGUUACCAUGUGUAGAGACCCCGCUGAUUCACAUGGUUUUGGGAUAUGUGUCAAGGGUGGAAAGGAAGCUGGCGUUGGUGUGUAUAUAUCUCGAGUUGAGGAGGGCUCUGUGGCAGAGCGGGCAGGCCUUCGCCCCGGGGACUCCAUCUUGCAAGUCAAUGGGACCCCGUUCUCGGGAAUAUCACACGAAGAUGCUCUCAAAAUGCUUAAAUCGUGUCGUCAGCUUACAAUGAUGGUGCGAACAGCUGGAGCACUGGUGGGGCGGGCCUCCUGUUCCUGGAUGGACCGAUAUGGAAGACCAGCAUCCCCUCCACCAUUGAAACCACCCCGGUCCGCUAGCAAAGACCGUUCCAUACGACGGGUGGACCUUUGCAUCGAACCAGGGCAGUCGUUGGGGCUUAUGAUUCGUGGAGGUUUGGAGUACAACCUUGGAAUCUAUAUCACUGGAGUUGACAAGGAUUCUGUUGCUGAUCGAGCAGGGCUUAUGGUUGGAGAUCAAAUACUAGAAGUGAACGGACAGUCGUUCGUUGACGUCACGCAUGAUGAAGCAGUCGCACAACUCAAAUACCACAAAAGAAUGUCUCUUUUGGUCAGAGAUGUUGGCAAAGUGCCGCAUGCGUGCACUGCUUAUGGAGAGCGGGACGCAGCACCCAAAAUUAGCGGUUGGGGCCGCCGCAGAGGUGCAGCUGCAGUAGCAGUUGAGCAGAAAGCCAAAUCUCUGUUGCCUCAGAGUGAUCUCCCCGCGAUGGCGUAUUAUAUGGAGGAGUAUGCUGCAAGGCGACUUACACCGGACUCGUUCUUGACAGUCCUAAGAGAUCUUCUAGAUACACCACAAAAGUAUUCACUUCUAACUGAAAUACGAGAGUUCCUCUUGCCAGAAGAUCGACCGAGAUUUGAUGAAUUGGUUUACAGAAGAGAAGAACCACCACCCGAGCACCAUUUAAAGCGCGGCGGCGAAAGACACUUACUCCCUUCAUCAACAAUGCAUGAUCUACACGACCCGCAGGUGCCGUCUGAAGUACCUCUAAUGGUGGACCACCGCUCGCCCUCUGAAGACUCCGGCUUGGGUCUUCCGCCCCACGAAUCUUACAGGAGCGGCCGUGCCUGGAGGGCCACAGAUGCGCCACCUUUGGAAGACGACCUGGAGCCUCCACACGAGGUGAUUUUGCCAGAAUUACUACACUAA